ACCCCCCUUGCCCCAGCUCCUACCUCCCCAACCAAUAACCAUCCCAAAAACAAAAACAAAAAAAAUGGCCUCUAUGGUUUUUGCAUCAUCACCUUUGAGUGCUCAAUCACUUGUCAAACUAAGAACAAACUCAAAUUACCCUCGUUCUGCAUGUUAUGUUCCUUUACACUCCAAGACAAAUACUUAUGUACAUUUAUCCUACAACAUUUCUCAUAUUGAGUCUUCCAAAUCUUCAUUUACCAAGGGUGAUGGUUUCUCUAAAUUUUCAUUGCUAAAAUUUCCAAGAGUUGCUUCAACAUUAUCUCCAUCUUUGAAUAUUAUUAAAGCCAGCAUCGGUGAUAUAGAUGGUGACUGCAUAUAUCAUUUUUUAGCACGCAAACUCGAAAAGAAACAAGAUUCUGUAGAACCUAUACCUAUCUUCCUCAGUGACUACACAGGGAAGGUUCUGCUAAUUGUUAAUAUUCCUCAGCAAGG
Molecule: messenger RNA, 474 nt
Organism: Lycium ferocissimum
Lineage: Eukaryota; Viridiplantae; Streptophyta; Magnoliopsida; Solanales; Solanaceae
Exons: 2
Source: RefSeq, a predicted model, not a curated record